GCCACACGGCCGGACGGAAGGGCAGCAGAGAGGGGGGCUCGCGCGGCGUCCUCGUCGGCGUUCUCGUCAGCGUCCUCCUCGGCGUCCUCGUGCUGCGCGUGUCGGUCCGGUGGCAAGCUCACCUCGCCGGAGCUGUCAGUCGUUUCGCUCAGGCCUCCCCGGAGGGACUGCAGGCGCGCGCGCUCCCGUUCCGCAACAAGUAGUGACCCCACGAGGACAACGAGGUGCGGGCAUAACGGAUUACACGAAGCAGGCGGCACGAGCGGCACGGGCAGGACGCCGAUGAUGGAGGGUCCGUACGCGGAGCAGCAGGGCGUCCACCAGCAGGGCGGCCCGCCCGGCCUGGCCUGGGCGCCGCUCAACUGGACCGACGCCGUGCCCGUGGACUGCGACGCCACCGUGCCGACGUCCCCCGCAUUCCAGGUGGCCGUCUACCUCAUGUACUCGAGCGUGUUCGUCGUGGCGCUCGUGGGCAACGGCCUCGUCAUGUACUGCGUCGUGUCCUCGCCGCGCAUGCGCACCUCCACCAACUACUGGCUGCUGAACCUCGCCGUCGGCGACAUCCUCAUGACCCUGCUGUGCGUGCCCUUUAGCUUCGUGCCGACGCUCCUGCUGCAGUACUGGCCGUUCGGCGUCGAGCUCUGUCACCUGGUGUCCUUUUGCCAGACCGUGUCGGUGCUCGUGUCGGCCUACACGCUGGUGGCCAUCUCGGUGGACCGCUACCUCGCCAUCAUGUGGCCGCUCCGUCCGCGCCUCUCGGGCCGCCUCUCGCAGGGCGCCAUGCUGCUCGUGUGGGUGUUCGCCAUCCUGACCGCUCUGCCCAUCCCCAUGGUGACGCGCCUCACGCAGCCCGACAGCUGGCACGCGCACUGCGGCAAGUGGGUUUGCCUCGAGGACUGGCCCAGCCCGCUGUACCGGCAUUACUACACGCUGGCGCUCAUGUCGCUGCAGUACUUCGCGCCGCUCGCCGUGCUCCUCUACACCUACACGAGGAUCGCGGUCGUCAUCUGGGGGAAGCGCACACCGGGAGAGGCGGAGAACUUGCGGGACCAGCGGCUGGCGAAAGCCAAGCGAAAGGAGGCGGAGCGCUGUCCGGAGGAGAAAAAGGACGAUGGUCGUGAUGAGUUGUGGUGGGAGAGGGGAACACAAGCUGGAACUAGGGACAGAUAG
Frankliniella occidentalis (western flower thrips) is the source of this 1170-nucleotide messenger RNA. RefSeq names its product RYamide receptor-like. Gene Ontology annotation, molecular function: neuropeptide receptor activity. Bases 283 to 1170 code for a protein of 295 amino acids. The transcript has 6 exons. Lineage: Eukaryota; Metazoa; Arthropoda; Insecta; Thysanoptera; Thripidae. Gene Ontology annotation, cellular component: membrane. Gene Ontology annotation, biological process: neuropeptide signaling pathway. The record is from RefSeq and is a predicted model, not a curated record.